Molecule: messenger RNA, 1760 nt
Organism: Pungitius pungitius (ninespine stickleback)
Lineage: Eukaryota; Metazoa; Chordata; Actinopteri; Perciformes; Gasterosteidae
Product: DNA damage-inducible transcript 4-like protein
Exons: 3
Coding region: 328-909 (193 amino acids)
Biological process (GO): negative regulation of signal transduction
Cellular component (GO): cytoplasm
Source: RefSeq, a predicted model, not a curated record
UUUAGUCAGCUGCAGUGUGUCUCUGUCUGAGAAUCAAAUAGAGCUGUAUCCAUUUAUAUCUGUCUAAACUAACUUAUUCUGCACUAAAUAAUAUUUAAGGGGUGACAUUACCCCAUUCGAACAGCUGCGUGUGAGCCAAUCCAUCUCAAUGAGCCCCCUGUCUCUUAAAGAAGUACAACAACAACAACAACAACAACAACAACAACAAAAAGCGACCGCUGGCUCUGACGCUGCUGCUGCUGCUGCUCUCCGUCGCUCUGCAGGCUGCUCUGCUCCGACCACUGGACAACAUCUGCCCACUCCUGGAGACACGUCCACGCCGCCAGCAUGGUCGCCACCAGCACGUUGAAGACCAAGAGCAGCGAAUGCAUUUCCGAAUUGGUUGACCGAAGAUAUGACCGGGCUUGCAUUGACAAAGAACUGGACUUCUGGGAUCACUGCUUGGCCGAACCCCAGGGGAACGCCGACGCGGCCGAAGACCGCAGCUGUCGACAGCUGGCCAAGAUGUUUGAAGACUGCCUGUCUCGAGCCAAGAAGACGACGCUGCACUGCUCCUCCGUGCUGGUGCCGGAGAAGCUGACGCGGCGGAUCGCCCGCGAGGUCCUGCGGCUGGCGUCCUGCGAGCCCUGCGGCCUGCGCGGCUGCGUCCUCUACGUGGACCUGGAGCUGGACAAGGGCUGCGAGCGGCUGGAGCGCAUCGCCUGCGACGCCACCGUGGUGCCCACGUUCGAGCUGACGCUCGUGUUCAAGCAGGACGGCGCCGCCUGGCCCAGCCUGCGGGACUUCCUUUUCAUGGGAACUUGCUUCGCCCCGACGUUUAGGCACGUACUCAAACUGAGUCCGGGUUUCCGGCUGGUCAAGAAAAAACUGUACUCUUCCUCGGCUGGUACCGUGGUAGAGGAGUGCUGAACUGUGGGGGGGGGGGGGGGGAUUAGCGCGGUGAUAUCAGGUUUCACCUCUGCCCGAAUGUAAAUGACACUGUGGUGGUGUCAUGUUUUCUACAGUGGACUUGUACAAUGCUAUUUGUCGGAUUUACUCCCAAGUAGCCAGUUGAUUCAGUUUUGGAACUUGGGAUGUGAAGUCAAAUAACUUGUAUGCCUACUGCCUGAUAGUUCUCGGUCUGGGUUCAGUGUUUCUAGUCCCGUUUUUGGUUUUGGUUUGUUUUUAAUUGGCACAAUUGUAAUAUUCUGUCUGCUCAAACACACUUUUUGGAACUGUAAGUUCGGUAGAUGAAUGUAAAACAGUGGUCCACACGUUUGAGAGGGGACAUACUGUGGGCUACGCUUUAAAGACACGAGCCACUUUGUUGGUGCAUCGGCUUGUCUCCCGUUCAGCAGCUGUGAGGCGGAGGCUGAGAUCUCGUCUUUGGGGGCCAUGUGUAGCUUGUUGUGUAAUGCUGUUAUUUGGGGGCGGAGGAUGGUUUUAAGACUGAACGUCUUGUGGAAAUGCUGCUGUCAAGUUGUCAGUUCCUCACUAUCGGGGAAUGCAGAUGCCUUAAAUGUCACAGAACUGUACAUUUCUCUUCACUAUGAGCUGUUCGUAUGAAUGUAAAUGUUUUAUUGUAUUUUAUAUACCCCCUCCCCCCCUCUCCCCUGGUCUUGGUCUCAAUAGAGCGCCUUUAGAGACUAUUAAAUAGAUGGUUCAUACAAAUGUAAAAGCUUAUUUGUUUUUAUGUAACUUUUGGCUCCUCUGUUCUUUUUGAACUUCCCGUUGAAUGAAAAUGUCUUCUCGAUUGGACAAUAAAAAAAAUCCUAACCUUA